UGAAAUCGAGAAUUCAUGAAGUUGAAAUGUCCCUACAGGUUUCUCAUUGGUUUCCGUGUGUUCUUAUUAUUUUGGUUCCAAUUUGUGUACUUGUCGUUACUGUUGUUGUUGUUGUUGUUGUUGUGUAUAUAUCAUGGUUAGCCUUAGAAUCUAUUUUACCUAUAAGGCAUGCAUUCUGUUGAGCAAUUUUGAAAUAUUUUUGCCCGAUUCAUUUUUUAAAACAAACCUUAAUUGACAUCUCGUUAAUGUACAUAAUGGCUACCUUGGCGAUGUCAUUCAUUGUGUGAGGAGGUCAUAAUAUUUAAGAAUGUAAUUCAACGGGAAGUCAAUAUUGUUUUUAAUGUAAUGACCGAUUGUCAAAAGUGGGUGUCAAACUACUUCGUUACAACCGUUUUUCAGGUUUUAUUCACGGUUAUAUAUCAAUGCUUCAAGAUAGAAAAGUUUGUGAAAAUUCUGGGGAUGUAAACCAAACCAAAUACUUGGUUGUUAUGCAUUUAAUGAAUUAUAAACACACGAAACAUACGAUUGUUUUUUGAUUGGACGAUUCACCUAUGAUCAAUAACAAGGGCAUGUUUCAUGCAUUUGAUGCUAACCAGCCUUACUCGUAAAUAUAGCGCACAUGAAUCAUACCAUAGAGACGGGAUUGUUCUGCGCUUUCAGAUACGGUCGUUGUUUGAUUUCAUUUUAUAUAGCUGUGGCAAAUAACAAAAAUAUUUUACUUUUAAUACGAUGGCUUUGACUGCUGGAAUUAUAAUAAUUAACGCUGUCUUAUUCGGAACAGUUUACUCAAACAAAUGCAAUUCAUUUGAAAUAAGCAAGGACAAUCUUAAUAAAGCUUUGAUCGGUCAUUCCGUGUUAGAAGUUAAUGAUAAAAACCAUCACGAUUGUGCGCGAACCUGUAUGUCAAUGUCCGUCUGUAAAUCGUUCGACUUUGACAGAAACGAGCACGUGUGUAAAUUAAACGAUGUUGACCAGUCGUCCGUUGAUCCGUCGGAGUUUGAAACAAAGCGAGGCUCUAUAUUCUCUGAUAUCAGCGAAUGGCCUAGCAGAAUGGUUGGAAGUUGUGGCUCAAGGCCGUGUAAAGCGAACCAAAGGUGUUACCAAAAUGGUGCUUCACAUGUGUGCAAAGACAUAAGUACAUCAUGUGCUUCGGAUCUGAAAAUUGAAAAUGGUAAAGUACAGAUUCGUACGCCUAGUGAAAACAAGUUCCUCGAUGUAGCUCUAGUUACAUGUGACAAAGGAUAUGUUCCUAGUCAACAAGAGGUGAAAUGUGAGGCAUCAGGAAAAUGGCAGCCUGCAACGUGUAAAUCACCAAGUGAUUGUAAAGAAGUCAUUGAUAAGAUUCCUGAGGCGAGAAGUGGACAAUAUGAAAUAAAACUCUGGACAUCUGGGAAGAUUUUGACUGUGAAUUGUGACAUGGAAACAGAUGGCGGUGGCUGGACGAUAUUUCAUAGGCGAUUGGACGGGUCAGUGGAAUUUUAUCGAACCUUCACAGAGUAUGAGAAUGGCUUUGGGAACGUUGAUGGAGAGUUGUGGCUAGGUUUAAAGUAUCUACAAGAACUAGCUGAACAAGGUUCUACAGAUAUUCGUCUUGAUAUGACAAGAAAUGAUAGUUCAACAGGACAUGAAACUUGUCCAGACUUCAUGUUAACAGAAGGGACAAAUUAUACCCUAACCAUUGGGUCAUGCACACGUUCUGGAAUGAAAUAUAAAAACUCCCUUGCCUAUAAUAAUCGAAUGCAAUUUUCAACUUACGACCGUGAUCUUGACAUUGACAUAAAAGAUAGAGACUGCGCCGAGUUUUACCAUGGAGCCUGGUGGUAUCAUGGAUGUACUUAUGUCAAUCUAAAUGGAUACUAUGCGUCGCCAGGCACAGAAUGUAAUUUUUCCGGUGCCGCUAGAGGUUGGUGUGGACACAUCCAUUAUGGGGUUGAUGGCCUUUAUUCAUUGAGAACAUCAUCAAUGAUGAUAAGAAGAAAAUAAGAUAAGUAAUCAAAAGAAGAUUUCAUAAAUUCAAAGAAUGGAAUGGUCGUACUCAAAAGAACAUUUUUUUAAUUAUCAGGUUUUUUUGUAUCAGGCAUGGUUUAAUAAAAGUUUUAUCUCUGAUUGACGUAUGCUGUAGAUCAUUUACAUUUUCAGCUAUUUUCAGUUAACAGAUUGGUGACUAAGCAUCACAGAUAGCAUAUAACCACGUGGCAGCAUAUUAUCAUGUGACAGCAUAUUAUCACGUUUCAACAUUAAAUCACGUCACCGAAUAUAACUAUGUUACAUCAUAAAAUAACGUGACAUCAUAUAAUCACGUCACCGAAUAUAACUAUGUUACAUCAUAAAAUAACAGGACAUCAUAUAAUCAGUAUAGUAUCCUUAUGAGACAAAAUUUAAUCCUUUUUCAGCAGGUAAUCACGUUACAAAACGAAAUGACAAAAAAUCAAACAUUUCUUUUUUUUUGUAAAUCAAACAUUUUGUGUUUGUUUAAAUGUAUUUUUUAUUCUGUUAGAAUUUUUUAAUUUUUUAAACUAUUUUUAAUGAAAAGCUGGAGGCAUUGUCAUAUUUUAUAUUCAACACAUGGUUUUUUGUGUUUUCUACAAAUAAAAAUGUAUAACAAUUGUAUAUCAUAAGAAUAAAUAGAGCUAUUGUAGUCACCUGAGCGUUUGGGUCGGCGUAACCACUUCUGUUAAAGCUUUAAUACUUCAAAUAUUUUCAAAGUCCAUUGACAUAUGGCUUUGAAACUUUGCACACUUGUUAACCAUCAUAACCCAACCUGUAGACAGGAGGAGGUAACUGUAUCAAGCAUUUUGACAGAAUUAUUCCCCUUUAUCAACUUAGAAUUUACAUUUAAGUUUGCGUAUCACCUCAGAUAUUUUCAUUUUCAUUGACAUCUUGCUUUGAAAAAUGUUGAAAUUUUAUACACUUCUUUGUGAGCAUAAUAGGACUCUCUCCAAGGUCUGUAACAUGGAUUUUAAAAAAUAGCCAUUUUGUGAGCUUAAAAAACUUUUAAUUAUCAACACUCUUUUGCUAUCAAGCACUUAGAAUUGUCGAGCGUUGCUGUCCUACCCACAGCUCCUGUUUAUAUGUUUCUACAUCAAAUGUGCUGACAAAUAAAUACUUUCAUGUUGAAUAAUUGUAUUAUGUAUGUUUUUUCAUCAAAUGUGCUGACAAAUAUAUACUUUCAUGUUGAAUAAUUGUAUUAUGUAUGGUUCUACAUUAAAUGUGCUGACAAAUAUAUACUUUCAUGUUGAAUAAUAGUAUUUUGUAUGGUUCUACAUCAAGUGUGCUGACAAAUAUAUACUUUUAUGUUGAAUAAUUGUAUUAUGUAUGGUUCUACAUCAAAUGUGCUGACAAAUAUAUACUUUCAUGUUGAAAAAUUGUAUUAUGUAUGGUUCUACAUCAAAUAUGCUGGCAAAUAUAUACUUUCAUGUUGAAUAAUUGUAUUAUGUAUGGUUCUACAUUAAAUGUGCUGACAAAUAUAUACUUUUAUGUUGAAUAAUAGUAUUUUGUAUGGUUCUACAUCAAGUGUGCUGACAAAUAUAUACUUUCAUGUUGAAUAAUUGUAUUAUGUUUGGUUCUACAUCAAAUGUGCUGACAAAUAUAUACUUUCAUGUUGAAAAAUUGUAUUAUGUAUGGUUCUACAUCAAAUGUGCUGGCAAAUAUAUACUUUCAUGUUGAAUAAUUGUAUUAUGUAUGGUUCUACAUUAAAUGUGCUGACAAAUAUAUACUUUUAUGUUGAAUAAUUGUAUUAUGUAUGGUUCUACAUCAAAUGUGCUGACAAAUAUAUACUUUCAUGUUGAAUAAUUGUAUUAUGUAUGGUUCUACAUCAAAUGUGCUGACAAAUAUAUACUUUCAUGUUGAAUAAUUGUAUUAUGUAUGGUUCUACAUCAAAUGUGCUGGCAAAUAUAAACUUUCAUCGUUCAUCAUGUAUAGUUAUUGUGUAAACUGUAAAACAAUUGUCACUAUAUUUUAUGCUUCUGUGUUAAAUACCUAGACAAAUACAUACUUUCAUGUUGAAUAAUUGUUGUGUGAAAACUGUAAAACAAUUGUAUAUUAUAUGCUUCUGGAUUACAUGCAUAGAAAAAUAUAUACUUUUAUAGUAUAUGGUUAGUAUGUGUACCUUCUAAAACAAUUGUGUUUUGUAUGGUUCUAUAUGAAAUGUAUUGACAAAUAUAUACUUUCGUCGUUCAUGGUGUACAAGUAUUGUGUGAAAACUGUAAAUCUAUUGUAUAUUGUAUGCUUCUUCAUUAAACAUCUAGAAAAAAUAUACUGUUGGUGUCUGUAUAUGAUUGCUGUGUGGGGACUUAUAUCGAUUAUCUAUGACUUCUAGAAAAUAAAACUGUUGAAAACGUGUUAUCUGU
Molecule: messenger RNA, 4349 nt
Organism: Ruditapes philippinarum (Manila clam)
Lineage: Eukaryota; Metazoa; Mollusca; Bivalvia; Venerida; Veneridae
Product: ficolin-2-like
Exons: 7
Coding region: 730-1983 (417 amino acids)
Source: RefSeq, a predicted model, not a curated record